AUGACUUCCACUUCUCCGAAAGGCUCUUACAAGCUUGUCACAGUGAACAGCGCCCCUGAGCGUGCGAAGAGGCUUAUCGGUAGAGUGGUUGGCGAACUAGCCGACAGGUACACUAUUAUUCAUGCGGCCAAUUGCGCGAGCAAAGAUGAAGUAAAAGAGACCGUGGAAAGGGUGCAGCCUGACGUUCUAUGCUGUGCCUCCAUGUGGACAGUUGAGGAAAGCACGGCGAUGCGGGAGUUGGCCAAGUCGCUGGUGCCUGGGAUCAAGACUUACGCCAUUCCUCACGGACUGCAGGUGGAUAAAGGCCCUGACGCUAUCGUGGAGCAUCUAAAGGAGGAAUUUCCUAAGCUUUUGGAGACACCCAACGAAUAG
This is a messenger RNA of Clonostachys solani, 372 nucleotides long. Lineage: Eukaryota; Fungi; Ascomycota; Sordariomycetes; Hypocreales; Bionectriaceae. The record is from the annotation of a GenBank genome assembly.